Molecule: messenger RNA, 1366 nt
Organism: Emiliania huxleyi CCMP1516
Lineage: Eukaryota; Haptophyta; Isochrysidales; Noelaerhabdaceae
Exons: 3
Source: RefSeq, a predicted model, not a curated record
CGCUGAUAUCUGCGGCACUGCGUGAUGGCCAACUUCAACUGCGUCACCGGAGCGCCCGCUUUUGGCCAGCCGUUCUGCCCGUGCCUGUGCUGCCCGUGCUGCCUGGGCGACUCAUUCCUCAGCGCCUCGAGCGGCAUCACCGUGACUCACUACGACGCCGUCGUCGGCAAGCUGGCACCCGUGGCGAUCCCGCUUCUCGUCUCGCUCGGCCCGUGCUUCCAGCCGUGCUACAAGCUCAGCGACGCCACCGGCGUUUGCUGCGUGGCCACCGACCCAAAGCGCCCGUCGGCUUCCUCCAAGCCGGUCGUCAUCUUCGCCAAGCGCACCGUCGCGGACCUCUCCACCUAUACCGCCGCCUUUACAAAGUACGGCACCGCCGCGAUGGAGGGCACUGGCGUCCGCGCCUGCUUCUCCUUCGUCGACCGCGACACGGACAACACCGUCGUGCAGUUCACCUGGGCCGACUCCGCGUCCGACCUCCCUGCGGUGCCGGCCGACCUGGCCGCCUGCUACGCGGGCGGGCCGGAGAGCGACUUUUGCGUCGUCUGGGGCGGCUGGGACGCGGCCGUCAAGGAGGCGCUCGAGGCCGACCCCAAGUGCAAGUACGAGUUUGGCACCGAGACGCGCGGCUUCCUCAAGUCGCCCGGCGCCGAGACGGCCGCGGGCUUUGCAACAGGCAGCCCGCCGAUGAUCUGGAUCUCGAAGCGCAAGAUCAAGCCGGGCAUGCUCUCCUUCGGCGGCACGCACUUCCAGUACGGUACCGACAUGAUGUACCCCGCGGCGCCGGCCGCACUCGGGAUCGCCGAGAUCACGGCCGACGGACCCGACGCCACGUGGAGCCUCCGCGUCUUCAACGACUACAACAUGGGCUUCAAGGCCCACUUCCCGGUGCCCUCGUGCAUCCUCUGCCUGAUGGCCUUCAACGUCAUCCCGACGUGGGAGCCGGGCAAGUUUGCCGUCGGCUACAACUUCUCGUCGAAGGAGUACAUCGAGGCUGCCGUCGCCUCCAAUCCGGGGAACGCGUCGUACACGCCGUACUUCUACGCCGCCGGGCUGAUUGGUCCGGAGCCCGACUUCGGCAAGGGGAUGACCCUUACCGCCCCCAAGCCAAUGGACAUGCACUAGCGGUGCGAACGAAAUCCACCCGAAGCCGCAGCUCGUAGCACGAAUGUGUAUAUCCUGUCCACCGUUGUCUGGAGGCUGCCCUUGAGGCUCGCUCACACAGCAGGUGGCAGCAGGGACACGAGGGAGAGUGUUCACGCUUGGUCUGCCCCGCUCGCGUGGGCCGUGGGGCGCGUGGGCUAGCCGUGGCACCUGUCUCGGGCUGUCUGCAUUUUCGUUUUCGAGAGAGACGUGUAUACGUGGG